Linum tenue is the source of this 229-nucleotide messenger RNA. Lineage: Eukaryota; Viridiplantae; Streptophyta; Magnoliopsida; Malpighiales; Linaceae. The record is from the annotation of a GenBank genome assembly.
GUUCACUCUAGGUUAGCCACAAAAUUACGAGCAGAGGAGCUUCUUGGAGGCACGAAAGAAGAGGGAGAAGUGAAGAUCAAGGAAGAUUUCGUCAUGGCAAGAUUUGAAUCCCUUCAUGGUGUGGAUCUGGAAAUCCGAUUUCUAAAAGGGGGACUCUCGACACAAUCGCCUCUUAGAUCGAUCUUCAAUUGAUUAGACUGCACAACACCUCAAGGAAAAAAUUCGUAGG